ACCUCAUUAUGCUCUGCUUUCUGAAGCAGUAGCCCUAAAGCUGGAGAAUUUAGAGCAGAACCAAGAGUGCUUAUAUACAUCUCUGUUUUAAAAGCAUCAGUUAAAUCUUCUGCUGGACAACAUCUUUCCACUGCCGGACAACAUCUGAGACUUUCUCAUAAAGCUGUAGGAGGUUUAUUCAUUCCUGCUCAUUCACUGAAGAGACUGGACCUGAGAAACUCUUCUCCAAAGUUCAUCUCAUAGAAGUCAAAGUUCACCUACUAUGAGUCUCCUAACAUGGGCGUGGCAGACAGGGCUGGCUUUAGUGGUUUUGCCUCAGAGUGUGUUCCCCAUGCCCUUCUUUAACUCAUCUGACCUGAGCGCUCUGCUGGAGAAGUAUAUGGAGGAUGAUGAUGACGAUGGAGUGACGAAACAGAGAGGAAGAAGAGCCAUCAGCUCUAGCGACAUGCAGGCCAUCCUGGACCUUCACAACAAGCUCAGAGCUCAGGUCUACCCACCAUCAUCUAAUAUGGAGUACAUGGUGUGGGACACGGAGCUGGAGCGUUCAGCAGAGGAGUGGGCUGAGACCUGCCUUUGGGAACAUGGUCCAGCUGGCCUCCUGCCUCAGAUCGGACAGAACCUGGGAGUUCACUGGGGGAGGUACCGGCCCCCCACCUCUCAUGUGCAGGCGUGGUAUGAUGAAGUGAAAGACUACUCCUUCCCGUACCCUCAGGAGUGUAACCCUCACUGCCCGUUCACCUGCACAGGCCCAGUCUGCACUCACUACACUCAGCUUGUUUGGGCAACCAGUAGCCGAAUUGGAUGCGCCAUCAAUGUGUGUUACGAUAUGAACGUGUGGGGACAAAUCUGGGCAAAGGCUGUUUACUUGGUUUGCAAUUACUCACCAAAAGGGAACUGGUGGGGACACGCACCCUACAAACACGGAUCGCCAUGCUCGGCCUGUCCACCCAGCUACGGUGGAGGCUGCAGGAACAACCUUUGUUACAAAGAUGACAGCACAGCUAGAGAACGUUCUCGCGUGGAGACUGAGGAAAACAACUUCAUAGAACCCGAAGCCCCCCGCAGCCGGAAAACACCCCAGCAGCCCGACCCGGAGCGGGACAGAAACGUGGUGGAGAGCUCAGAACAGAUGUCUCAGCUUGUAGCGUGUGAUACGAAGCUGAGGGACCAGUGUAAAGGCACAACGUGUAACAGGUACGAGUGUCCAGCUGGCUGUUUGGAGAGUACAGCAAGAGUGGUUGGAACAGUUUAUUAUGAAAUGCAAUCCAGCAUCUGCAGAGCGGGCAUCCAUUACGGAGUGAUCGACAACGAAGGAGGCUGGAUGGACGUCACGAGACAGGGCAGGAAAGAGUUUUUCAUCAAGUCAAACAAAAAUGGAGUCCAGUCUAUUGGAAAAUACCAGAGUGCCAACGCCUUCACAGUAUCCAGAGUGAUGGUGAAGGUUAUUACAUGUGAAACAACAGUAGCAAUGUUAUGUCCGUACCAGAAACCUGCCAGACACUGUCCCAGAAUCUACUGUCCUCAAAACUGCCUGCAAGGAAAUGCUCAGUCAUCCAGAGUAAUUGGGACUAGAACCUACUCAGAUAAAUCCAGUAUAUGCAGAUCAGCAGUGCAUGCUGGAGUGAUGAAGAAUGAACAGGGGGGCUAUGUGGACGUGAUGCCCACCAACAACAGAAAACUGUAUAUUGGCUCCUACCAGAAUGGGAUAUCCUCAGAAAGUCUGCAGAACCCCCCUGGAGGAAAAGCGUUCCGUGUGUUUGCUGUAAUCUGAGUGUGUGGUGAGGUCUCAGGCUGCUGGUGAUUAUUCUCUAAAUGGUCCUGUACAGUGUGUGUGUGUAUGUGUGUGUGUGUGUGUGUGUGUGUGUGUGUGCUGGUGCUGUAGGCCCACAGUCAGGGGCACAUUUACACAAAGGCUUAUUGAGCCAAGUACACCUAAAACACAUUGGUGGGCUGGGCACAGUUGUUUCAUAGAUGUUCUCCACCACUGUACUGUACUUGUACUGACUGAGGUAGCAGUUCCUUCAGAAUUACAUCUUUAAUUACUAUCUUUUAUGUAAAUAGUGGACAAUACAGGGAAUAUAUUACAAGGAAACACAGACAUAGAGAACAAUUGCACCAGUUUUCAAACAUUGUGGGGUUUUUUUAAGACUGUUUAUGAUUGAGAAAUGUACACAGACUCAGAAUUCUUUAAAACAAUCUAGCCCUUCCAACAACUAACCAUAGUGUUUUUAAGCAAAAUAAAUAAAAAAAUAAUAAAAAAAGAAAGAAUAACUGAUGUCUUCCGAAAGGAAGAAGUGUUUGAUAUAACACAUGCAUUGUUAUUCAUUGGAAGGGCUCAGUAUGCAGAUUUCCUGAGAACAAAUACAGGUAUUUUGUUUAUGAUUUGUGGAAAAAUAGUGGAAAAAAGAUACCAAAUACAUUUCCCCUACCACUAUAAUUUGACAUAGUCUAAGGUUUCAGAGCAUUUUAAGCCAAACCCACUCUGAAUUACACUGUUAAUUUCUUAACCGUGUAUUAAAUAAUUGGUGUAAUUCCCCUCUAAGGAACAAUUCACUUUGUGGAGCUUAUUACUUACUCACACACUAUAAAAUCCCAAUCUCAAAAACAGCAGCAAAAAAACAUAACAUUAUUUUAAAUAUACUGUACACUUAACUGUGGAAGCAUAAGGGUUAUCUAAGAAGGCCUAAAGAUUUCUAGGAACUAAAAGAGGCUGGGAGUUGAUUCCACAGUGAGUUAGUCGAAUGCAUGCUCUUCUGAAUAAAGAGUCAACUCCAGAGCGAUUAACUUUUUUCAAUUGAGAAAAACUCUUAUACAAGCACAUAGAGUGAGAAAUAUUGGCUGUGUUUGUCUAGACAGCAAACAUACAAAUAUGGCAGUGCAUCAUGUCGCAACGUUUCUGCACCCAAAGGAAAGUCAGAUACAUGUACUGUAUACUGCAAAGUUAAGUUUGCCCGACUAUUGUCAAAUAGCUGCUCCACUGUUCAGCUCUGGAAAAAGUUUAUUUUUCUGUUUACAGUUUAAAAACAUGCUCUAAAUGUUCUAAACCACACUGAGUUAAGAUAAAAAUAGAGACUCUGUCCAGUCCUAGUCCAGUGGUUGUUAGCAGCUUUAUCCUGGCAUGUACCAUUCUAAACCACAGAAAUACAUGUUGUGGGUAAUUCUUGUACAAAGUGAAUUGUUCCUCUAAAUGUUUUCAGUUAUGGUGUUAAACUUUAUUCAAUUGUAUUUUGUACAGACUGUAAAGAUGCCAUUUGUGUGUUCCUGAUAUAUAUGUUUGAAUGCAUUUAAGAGGAUUACAGUUUUAAUAUUCCCCGAUUUUGGCACAUAUUUAGAACCAUUUUGUAACAUUCUCUUGAUGACUUUCUCUAAUUGCAUUUCUUGCCGUUAAUCCAUUAUUUUUUCAUAUAUGUUAGGAUUAUAAAAGGAGAGCUGCUAAAGUUUUUUUUUUUUUUUUUAAAGUCUGAGGGUUUGUGAUUUUAGAUUUUGUAUAAAUAACUUGAUUAUAUUCCUGCAGGACAGGACACAAUAUUUCAGUAUUCAGCAUUAUUGACUUUUGGAUUUUAACAACAUUAAAGCGUAUGUAAAUAACAGAAUAUUUAUAAUAUCUUUUAGUACAUUUCUGUAGUGGAGAAAUGUUCAUUUAUAUUGAACGU
Messenger RNA from Astyanax mexicanus (Mexican tetra), 3653 nucleotides. RefSeq names its product cysteine-rich secretory protein LCCL domain containing 1a (gene crispld1a). Lineage: Eukaryota; Metazoa; Chordata; Actinopteri; Characiformes; Acestrorhamphidae. The transcript is spliced from 15 exons. The coding region runs from base 263 to 1771 and encodes 502 amino acids. The record is from RefSeq and is a predicted model, not a curated record. Gene Ontology annotation, cellular component: extracellular region.